Cebus imitator (Panamanian white-faced capuchin) is the source of this 3845-nucleotide messenger RNA. RefSeq names its product tripartite motif containing 7 (gene TRIM7). The record is from RefSeq and is a predicted model, not a curated record. The transcript is spliced from 7 exons. Gene Ontology annotation, molecular function: protein binding; zinc ion binding. The coding region runs from base 1548 to 3125 and encodes 525 amino acids. NCBI's taxonomy places the organism in Eukaryota, Metazoa, Chordata, Mammalia, Primates, Cebidae.
GACUCCACACCAGCGGAUCUUGACCAAGGGAGUCCAAGAGGGAGGAAUUAGGCCCGGCUAAGCACCUGGGAGCAGCGGUGGAAAAGGGAGAGAAAAUCAAGCAGGAUGUCAAAAAUGAACUGUGGCCUGAACAAGAGAAGAGAUCGAGGCAGUAAAAUACAGAAUAUUUGAUUAACGUAAUCCAGAAUUGUGAAGUUUAUUGCUCGGGAUUAAGAAAGAACUGGGACACAGGCGAUGGGCCUACUUGUCACCGUGAACUGCGGCUUAUCUUUGGAAUUUUGAACCACGUUUAAUUCAAGAAAACUUUACUGAGUUUGCCAAGAACUGCUCUAAAAACAGAAUUCAGCAGUGAACAAACCUGGUACAGUCCACCUUAAAGCUGACAUUCCAGAGGAGACAGAGUGCAGGCACAGAGCCAGCCCUGAGUGGGGAGCGCGCUAAGAGGCGACUUUGUACAGUGUGUGCGUUCGGGGCGGGCUUCGUGGGCACAGAAGUUUGAAACAAGACCUGAAUGAGGUGGGAGGGAGAAUGAGGUGCAAGUGGUGGGAGAAAAGAGGUCCAUGCAAGGGGAACAGCCAGCGCAGAGGCCACGCGGUUCAGGAACAGCAGGAAAGAAGGUCGGGGACACAGGGUCCUGGAAGGCGCUGAGAAGCGACCUCGGGAAGGAGGUAGCAUCCGGGAGCAGAUGAGAUGAGGCGAGGCCUUUGGGUUAGAAUCGCGGAAGUUCCCGGUGACAUUGACAAGGGCGGUUUCUGAGGAGUGUGCAGGGGGAAAGCCUGACUCGAGUGGCCUCCAGAGUGAACUAGGAGAGAGGGCGUGGAAGCGGAUAACACCCGCAGCUCUGCAGUGGGGCUGUGGAGACAGCUGGGGCACAGAGAGCACUGUUGUUUUUUUCUUUGGGGUGGGGGGAAUAAUACUGAAUAAAAUUAUAAACGUAUUAUUUGUUCAAAUAUUAAGAAGGGGGAGGACAGUCGCAGAAAAGGUAAUGGAGUGGAUACAAGGCCGCGCUUGAGGGUGGGGAGACAGGGCCAGAUUCCAGACUCUAAAUUUAGCUCAGCACAGGCCCGGGGCGAACCUGCACUAGGGUAACCUGACACCUUGGCCAGGGCACCAGGCCCUUGCCACGGCGAUGCUGGGUCGGCCUUGGUCAGGAACCGAGAGUGGCGCCCGGCAGGGUUUGUGCGCCCACCUGUCGCGGUCUGUUUCCCGCGGCUGACUGGGUCAGGCUGGGGUGGCCUAGAGAGGCUGAGGGAUGGGGUCCACUGGAAGAGGCGGGGGCCGAUGGAGCGCGCAGAUGGGGGCUCAGGGCGCUGUCCAGCACUAAAACGGCCCUGUGCCUCCCCGCCCGCAGUCAACUUGUGCCUUGCCUCCCAGCUCUCCCGCCCGGCGCGCCCUGGGCUCAAGUCUCUGACUGUCCAGUGGCAGCCCCGCCCUUCCUCUCCCAGUGGGCAUUUGGCGGCCAGCCCGGACGUCGCGCUCCGACCCGCGUCCUGUAAGGUCCAGUGGCCGCCAGGGCGGGACCAGACCUAGGUGAGUGGAGAGCGCACAUGGCAGCAGUGGGGCCGCGGACCAGCCCCGGCACCGGGGCCGAGGCGCUAGCGCUGGCGGCAGAGCUGCAGGGCGAGGCGACGUGCUCUAUUUGCCUAGAGCUCUUUCGCGAGCCGGUGUCAGUUGAGUGCGGCCACAGCUUCUGCCGCGCCUGCAUAGGGCGCUGCUGGGAGCGCCCGGGCGCUGGGGCUCUAGGGGCCGCGACCCGCGGGCAGCCAUUCCCACUGCCCUGCCCGCAGUGCCGCGAGCCCGCGCGCCCCAGUCAGCUGCGGCCCAACCGGCAGCUGGCCGCAGUGGCCACACUGCUGCGGCGCUUUAGCCUGCCCGCGGCCGCCCCGGGGGAGCACGGGUCCCAGACGGCAGCGGCUGCCCGGUGCGGGCAGCAUGGCGAACCGCUCAAGCUCUACUGCCAGGACGACGGACGCGCCAUCUGCGUGGUGUGCGACCGCGCCCGCGAGCACCGCGAACACGCCGUGCUACCGCUGGACGAGGCGGUGCAGGAGGCCAAGGAGCUCUUGGAGUCCAGGCUGAGGGUCUUGAAGAAGGAACUGGAGGACUAUGAGGUGUUCCGGUCCACAGAAGAGAAGGAGAGCAAGGAGCUCCUGAAGCAGAUGGCAGCGGAGCAGGAGAAGGUGGGGGCAGAGUUCCAGGCACUGAGGGCCUUCCUAGUGGAGCAGGAGGGCCGGCUGCUGGGUCGCCUGGAGGAACUGUCCCGGGAAGUGACACAGAAGCAGAAUGAGAACCUGGCCCAGCUCGGGAGUGAGAUCACCCAGCUGUCCAAGCUCAGCAGCCAGAUCCAGGAGACAGCUCAAAAGCCUGAUCUUAACUUUCUCCAGGAAUUCAAAAGCACGCUGAGCAGCCUGUGGGAGGAAAGCGGUGCACAUAGGCCCUUCUCAGAGCCCCUGUCCUGCAGGUGCAGCAAUGUGCCUGGCCCCAAGCCAACCACAGUCUCUUCUGAGAUGAAGAAUAAAGUCUGGAAUGUUUCCCUCAAGACCUUUGUCUUAAAAGGGCUGCUGAAGAAGUUCAAAGAGGACCUUCGGGGAGAGCUGGAGAAAGAGGAGAAAGUGGAGCUCACCUUGGAUCCCGACACGGCCAACCCGCGCCUCAUCCUCUCUCUGGAUCUUAAGAGUGUGCGUCUCGGCGAGCGGGCCCAGGACCUGCCCAACCAUCCCCGCCGCUUCGACACCAACACCCGUGUCCUGGCAUCCUGCGGCUUUUCCUCGGGCCGGCAUCACUGGGAGGUGGAGGUGGGCUCUAAGGACGGCUGGGCUUUCGGCGUGGCCCGGGAGAGCGUGCGCCGAAAGGGCCUCACACCCUUCACCCCCGAGGAGGGCGUCUGGGCCCUGCAGCUCAAUGGCGGCCAGUACUGGGCCGUGACCAGCCCCGAGAGGUCGCCCCUCAGCUGCGGGCACCUGUCGCGUGUGCGGGUGGCCCUGGACCUGGAGGUGGGAGCCGUGUCUUUCUACGCCAUGGAGGACAUGCGCCACCUCUACACCUUCCGUGUCAACUUCCAGGAGCGCGUGUUCCCGCUUUUCUCUGUCUGCUCCACGGGUACCUACUUGCGAAUCUGGCCUUGAGGGGCACUGCUCCGAGCUCCUGUCUCUGAGCUGCUGGUGGGAAGGGAUAUCGCCUCCCCAGAGCUUCCUGGUCCAUCUUGGGUCUGCCCUCCCUGCUCCAGACCCUGGUUGCUAUAGACACAACCCUGAAGCAGGAGACUGAGACUACGGCCAACUGAGCAGGGGAAGAGAGACUGGACUCUUGGGGGUUCCUUUCCUGAGGUCACAUAUGGAUUUGGCCAGAGCCCUCAGGAGGUGGAGGCUGGUGAGGUCAGGAGCCCAGCUCUCCAAAGGGCUUCUGCCCUGACUGGAAAGGCGUCUGACUCCCUAAAAAAAUGUCAAAGCCAGUCCUGCUGUUUCCCAUUGCCAGGGGACAGGUCUGGGCCCGCCUGCCAGGUUUGCUAUCAUGGCUGCUGCCUUCUGGAUAGCUGCCAGCUCUACCUUGAGAGGUUGUGGGACCUCUGGAUCCAGCUGGCCUGACAGGUCAUCUACUCAGGGAGGAGCCCUGUGCUCCCAGCUCAGAGGACAGUCUAGGCCAGAACUGGAAGGAGGUCCUUAGACCGUCUGUGAGAGAGAAGCCCAGGACAACAGCCAAUGGGUAUCACAGCUCUCCAGCACUCUUAGCCAGAAGAUACAGAGUGAUAGGUGGGUCCUGACCAAAGCAACAACCAGCAUGUGCUCUCACAAACACCUGACCCCCCACUUUCCAGUGCCAAAGUAUAAACAUUUCUGGGAUAAGGA